AGGGGAAAGUGGAACAAGACUAAAAAUACCACCCAGGCUCAACGCCUGUCAGUGCGCCUGUCAUAUGGUCCUGCCUCCGCGGGUUCUCCGUUUCCAAAAAACAACCCAAAGAACAGUUAGAACUGGGGGCGACACAAAAACAACUUUGAUCUGCACAUAUUAGAUGACAGUCAGAGGGAAAAUAGGAGGACUGACCACUGCUCAAUGCCUGGCAAGAAGAUCAAGCUUCCGAAGCCGCCCGCGCCCACGCCGGAGGUGGAGGAGGAGUACGAGACUCCCGGAGGCUACGAGCUGGAGAAGCACCUGACCCAUGGCAGCGUCGCCUACACGCACGUCAAUGAAGUCUGGCCCAACGUCUACAUCGGGGAUGAGGAAACAGCGAGGGAUCGCCACGGCUUGCAGAAGAAGGGCAUCACCCACAUAUUGAACGCUGCUGAGGGCACGUGGAACAGCGUGGACACGGGCGCAGACUACUACAGCGGCAUGAACAUAGACUAUUAUGGGAUAGUAGCAGAGGACAUACCAUCUUUUGACCUGAGUGUGUACUUCUACCCUGCAGCAGAGUAUAUCGACCGUGUCCUAAGCAAUCCAGAGAACAAGCUUCUGGUACAUUGCGUUAUGGGAAGAAGUCGGUCAGCCACACUCUUCCUGGCGUACCUCAUGAUCUACAUGAACAUGACUGUGGUGGACGCCAUUGACAGGGUGAAGAGUUACAGACGCAUCAUUCCCAACUGGGGUUUCCUGAAACAGCUCCGCGAGCUGGACAUGCAUCUCCACGAGCAGCGGAAAGGAGGGGAGGAAGGGAAGACGGACCCCAAGGAAUCUCCCAAGACUGUCAAGAGUGAUGAGCAGAAAACUUAAGGGGGCGAGGGGGGGGGCAGUUUUUCCAAAUCCCAUCUGGAAAAAUAAAACAGAAAAUCACCUCUGUAAUAGAAGUGAUGACAAGUUGAUGGGCAGUUUUUUUCCCUUCAAAAGUAGUGGGAUAAAUAUUCACUGUCAUUACAAGCUGAGGCAGCUGAAAGAGGUCCCUUUUUUUCCCUGGACACAAACAAGAUUUUGAUCUUUGCUACCACCCACUUCUGCUGGGCUUUCUUACCCACACAAACCGACACCAUUAAGCAGUGAUUCACUCUGUGCAUGUGGGCAGCAGCUUUCAUGCAAGUAGUCAAAUGGAUUCUAAUAAGGACCUCGCUAUCUGACCAAAAAUGGAAGCGUUUAGGGCUUAGUGGCCGAUUAACGCUGAUUACAUCCAGGAUCUGGCAGAUAGUGUGAGACACCAAAAAAUCAUUGAAAUACAACCCAAGAACAGCAUGAUCUAAAAAGCCUGCCAGAAAACACAGCAAAAUGGGCAAUACGGGCAGGAGAAACUGAAGAUGCUUUCAUCACUCUCUGUGUUUUUUCACUCUGUUUGCAUCAAUAAGCAAAGGCAAUCUGGACUCCAUGUGAGAUGAUGCAAAUCCAUUAAC
This is a messenger RNA of Alosa sapidissima (American shad), 1466 nucleotides long. RefSeq names its product dual specificity phosphatase 29-like. Gene Ontology annotation, cellular component: cytoplasm. NCBI's taxonomy places the organism in Eukaryota, Metazoa, Chordata, Actinopteri, Clupeiformes, Clupeidae. The transcript is spliced from 4 exons. Gene Ontology annotation, biological process: protein dephosphorylation; negative regulation of MAPK cascade. The coding region runs from base 205 to 861 and encodes 218 amino acids. The record is from RefSeq and is a predicted model, not a curated record. Gene Ontology annotation, molecular function: MAP kinase phosphatase activity; protein tyrosine/serine/threonine phosphatase activity.